CUGUUUUUUUUUUUUGAAAUCACUAGUCUCCGUGUACUACUAAUCAAAUGUGCUAUCAUUCAGGUUGCCUACAUUUGGGAAGGAAAUGAGCCAAAUGACAGUUUCAAAAUCACUUACAAUGAACUUCAUUCCCAGGUUGUCAACUUCUCCGCCGUCUUACGUGGUCACGGGGUGAAGAAAGGAGACGUGGUAGCCCUUUACCUGCCAAUGAUCACCGAAUUAGCUGUUGCUAUGCUUGCUUGUACUCGCAUUGGAGCUAUGCAUUCGGUGGUUUUUGCCGGUUUUUCUGCCUCAGCUUUAGGAGCGCGAAUAAUUGACGCCAACGGAUCGACGGGAAAGCCUAAAGGAAUUCAACAUUCAACUGCCGGCUACAUGGUUUAUGCUUAUUACACGACCAAAUGUACCUUUGAUGCUCAUCCUGAGAAAGAUGUCUACUGGUGUACGGCCGAUUGUGGUUGGAUUACUGGACACACGUAUUUGUUGUAUGGACCAUUGAUGAAUGGGUUGACUGGUAUAUGGUUCGAAGGAGUUCCCACUCAUCCUGCUCCGGACAGGAUGUGGGCGGUUACCGAUAAAUACAAGGUGAACAAGCUUUAUACUUCGCCAACUGCGAUUCGCGCCUUAAUGGCCAUGGGAGAUGAUUAUGUGACGAAGCAUUCUCGUGCUUCCCUGGAGAUUUUGGGCACGGUAGGUGAACCCAUCAAUCCAGCAGCAUGGAAA
Molecule: messenger RNA, 720 nt
Organism: Strongylus vulgaris
Lineage: Eukaryota; Metazoa; Nematoda; Chromadorea; Rhabditida; Strongylidae
Source: the annotation of a GenBank genome assembly